ACUUAGCUUCCUUUCAAGGAUGCAGAGUAUUUUCCAAGCUUUAGCUGCUCAUAGAAAGUGGAAGGAAACAACAGAAAGUACACGUUCACAUUCUCAGUUGGGCUUUUAAUCAGCAUUCUGUUGCCCUGGUUCACUCCCUUCCUCGUGUAUGAAACCAGUUUUCUUAAACCUGAAAGCAAAAGAGCAACAAUGGCUUCUCUUGCUUCUGUUAGCCAUCUGCUCCUGCUGUUCCUUCUUCUUCUGCCAUAUCUUGCCAUUUCACAGUCCAAUAUAACCACGGGCAAGUCUCUGGUUGCUGGGGAUAAGGCGUCUACUCCGUGGCUCUCUCCUUCUGGAGAUUUCGCCUUGGGGUUCAGCCAACUCGACAAUGGCGAGAAUUUCCUAGUCUCCAUAUGGUAUGAUAAGAUUCGUGAGAAAACCAUAGUCUGGUGUGCCAGUGAAAACAACAAACCUGUCAUCGUGCCCCGGGGAUCAAGACUGGCGGUAGCUGCUGAUCAUGGGCUCGCUCUCAAUGAUCCAGGAGGCGGAUCUCUAUGGAGCUCCAAUCUUAUAGUUGGUGGGGUCGCUUAUGGAUACAUGAACGACACUGGAAAUUUUGUUCUUAAGAACAGCAACUCUGAGAUUCUUUGGGAGAGCUUUAAGAACCCCACGGACACCAUCCUGCCCGGACAGAUCAUAUCAGAUAACAGGAUUCUGUUGUCUUCUAGACAAUCAGCGAGCAACUUCUCUCUGGGAAGGUUUCAGCUCCAUUUGCAGGAUGGGAAGCUCCUGCUUAGGACAAUAAACUUGCCUUCCAGUUACGCCAAUGAUCCAUACUUCACUUUCCCUGCUCCUUUGCCCUUCAUUCCUGGUACCGGGAUUAGUUUCAAUGACUCGGGCUUCUUGAAUCUCCUUCAUGACAACGGCCAAAUGUCGCCUCUCAGGACAGUUUCGGGGGAAUCACCCAGGGACUACUAUUUGAGAGCCACUUUGGAGUCAGACGGGGUCUUCAUCCAGUACUCUCGCCCCAAGACUGGGGGAACUUGGAAGGGUGUUUGGCGGGAACCGGAAAAUAUAUGCAAAACUGAUCUAGCACCAAUAGGGAGUGGCAUUUGUGGUUUCAACAGGAUAUGCAGGCUCGAUGUGAAUUACAGGCCUGUCUGCGAUUGCCCUCGGGGAUUUUCUCUGUUUGACGAGAAAGAUGAGUAUAGAGGUUGUGUACCUAAUUAUUCACAAAGUUGUGGAGAAGCGCAGAGUUCCAGACCGGAUAUGUUUGUACUUGAUGAAAUUACUAAUAUCGAUUGGCCAACUUCUGAUUACGAGCUCUUGCAACCUUUCAAAGAGGAUGAGUGUAAAGACUCCUGCCUCCACGACUGCAUGUGUGCUGUCGCCAUAUUUAGAGGUGGCGACAUGUGUUGGAAGAAGAAGCUGCCUCUGUCCAAUGGCAGGAUCGACACCAGCCUCAAUUCGAAGGCCUUCAUCAAGAGAAGAAAGGAUGGAAUUCCUCCGCAGACCCCUAGUCCUCCAGGACCAGAUGAUGACAAGAAGGAUACUUUGAUUCUUGCCGGGUCAGUUCUUUUAGGUAGUUCGGUGUUUGUCAACUUCAUACUGAUUGCUGCAACAGGCCUCGGCUUUUUCUUGAUAUACCAAAACAAACUAAAAAAGUACUUUAAAGAUGAAAGCGGCAUGGACAUAAAUAUACGCAGCUUCACAUACAAAGAGCUUGAAGAUGCCACGGGUGGCUUCAAGGAGGAACUUGGGAGGGGGUCGUUCGGCAUAGUUUACAAAGGGGUUAUUGCAAUUGGAGACUCCAAAAAUGUCAUAGCUGUUAAGAAGUUGGAUAGGUCUUUUCAGGAGAGUGAGAAGGAAUUCAAAACUGAAGUUAUAGUGAUUGGACAAACCCAUCACAAGAAUCUGGUUAGGUUGAUCGGUUACUGCAACGAAGGGCAAAACCGCUUGUUGGUUUAUGAGUUCUUAAGCAAUGGAACGUUAGCGAGCUUCCUGUUUGAGGAUCUGAAACCCAGUUGGGAACAGAGGGCCCAAAUUGCCUUGGGAAUCGGAAGAGGACUCCUCUACUUGCAUGAAGAAUGCAGCACCCAGAUCAUCCAUUGCGACAUAAAGCCUCAAAAUAUCCUUCUUGAUGAUUAUUACAAUGCCAGGAUUUCAGAUUUCGGACUAGCCAAGCUAUUGAUCAGCCAAACCCACACUCACACUGCAAUAAGGGGAACAAGAGGAUAUGUUGCGCCCGAAUGGUUCCGGAACAUGCCAAUCACCGUGAAGGUCGAUGUGUACAGUUUUGGUAUCCUGCUGCUAGAGAUCGUUUGCUGUAGGAGAAGCAUUGACAUCGAAGCCAGCAAUGAAGAUAGAGUGAUCUUAGCUGAUUGGGCUUAUGACUGCUAUCAAGAAGGUACGCUAGAAGCACUUGUUGGAGAAGAUGAGGCCGCCAUGAAUGACAUGAAGAAGCUCGAGAGAUUUGUGAGGGUUGCCAUCUGGUGCAUUCAGGAAGAUCCAGCCUUAAGACCAAGCAUGAAGAAGGUUAUGCUAAUGCUUGAAGGGAUAAUUCAGGUGUCUGCACCACCGUCCCCCUUCGCGUAUAGUACCAUAAGUACGGUGUAAGCUGAGAGAUGUUCUAGCAUUUCCUUAGAGCCAUUUCAGCCCUUGUCUUUGUGAUACAUAUUUAUCAUAUUAUGUAGACAAUUUCUUACGAAUGAAGUCCUGCAUUGUGAACCAGUCUAGGAUGAUUCUAAGGAAGAAAAAUAUGCAGCGAAGAGAAGCCAUCAAUCAACGGUAGUAGUCUUAUUGAGAAAAAAAAAAAACCACCUUAGUCCCGUUGAGGGAAAAAACUUUAUCAGCUCUGUUCUACUAUCCGGUCCUCUAUGUACUCAACUUAGCCACAUGAUUUGCUCUUAAUAUCGUCUUUUGUCAUGUCUUUAGACUUCAGUGAGAAGAAAUCUGCUGUACACUUUCCCAAUAAAUGCAGCACGAUUGCAAAUUACGUUUUAUAA
Syzygium oleosum is the source of this 2984-nucleotide messenger RNA. RefSeq names its product G-type lectin S-receptor-like serine/threonine-protein kinase LECRK2. Gene Ontology annotation, molecular function: ATP binding; protein serine/threonine kinase activity. Lineage: Eukaryota; Viridiplantae; Streptophyta; Magnoliopsida; Myrtales; Myrtaceae. Gene Ontology annotation, biological process: protein phosphorylation. The record is from RefSeq and is a predicted model, not a curated record. The transcript has a single exon. Bases 190 to 2595 code for a protein of 801 amino acids.